Messenger RNA from Plectropomus leopardus (leopard coralgrouper), 926 nucleotides. NCBI's taxonomy places the organism in Eukaryota, Metazoa, Chordata, Actinopteri, Perciformes, Serranidae. The record is from RefSeq and is a predicted model, not a curated record.
UUAAAUAUGCUGUCUCUUUGUCACACACACACACACGCACACAGAGCAGAGAUUAGCCGCUGUAUGGGACCUCAGGGAAUCUCAUUCUCAUGGAAAAACCACUUCUUAAUUCUAAUUGGUGGCCAGUGUAAAUCCUCCACUCCCAUUUAAAGCAGCAGUCAGCAGUUUGUCUUCCUGCUGCUUCACAUGUUCCUCAGACUUUCAGCAUUCACCUUCACAGAUGAUAGACCGCAGUAUAGAGAAAUUAUCUGAUGGUAUAAGCUUUUUGUUUUUGUUGUUGUUAGUGUUUUUGUUUCGGGGCUGUUUAUUGAUAAGUCGGUCACAUUAAUUAUUAUGGCGUCCGCUGUGGCUCCUGUGACAGCAGAAAGCAAGCCGGCGUUCUCCAUCGAGCGGAUUCUGGGUUUGGAGCUGGAAAGACCUGGAAACUGCCUGAAACUCCACCGACCCUGGGCAGAGCGAGAAGAGAAGGAGAACAGAGGAAACAGCUGUGCUUUAAACAACAUUUUUAUCAGAAAACAACAACAACAAAAUCAUGCUGAGCAGCUGAACUCUGCCAGGCCGACAUCCAGCUGGUACAUCGGACGCAGACCACGUACCGCCUUCACCAGCAGCCAGGUGAAUGUACUGGAGACAGUGUUUCAGGUGAACUGUUAUCCGGGGAUCCAGCUGAGGGAGCAGCUGGCGGGCAGACUCGACCUGGACGAGGACAGAAUACAGAUCUGGUUUCAGAACCGGCGGGCCAAACUGAGGCGAUCGCUCAGAGAAACUCGUCUGCAGCUGGUUCAGACGGCCGUGGCUGACCUCGGGGUCAGACACGAGGUCAUAGGUCAUCUGAAGGCUGGGCGGGAUGCGGGAGGUGACCUGCAGCUCGCCCAGCGGCUCGCCUCUCAUCUGCAGCUGGAGGUGGAGGAAGAGGAGGAGUGAUG